AUGUCCGGGACAAAGACAUUCACGUGGAACAACCACGACGACUUCCCUCGCGACUUCAAAGGCUACGGGCCGAAAUCCUUUGACCCGCAAUGGCCCAACGGUGCAAAGGUUGCCAUAUCGUUUGUGAUCAACUACGAAGAGGGCGCUGAAAGGUCGGUACUGCUGGGAGAUGAAACGUCCGAGAAUUCUCUCUGGGAGGGCGUCGGCAAGCCUCCGCACACGGGUGAACGGGCGGUCAACAUCGAGUCCGAGUAUGAGUACGGCUCCCGCGUCGGUGUCUGGCGUCUGUUCCGCCUCUUCAACAAGUACGGCAUGAAAUACACCCUGUAUGCGGUCGGCCGGGCAAUCGAAGAAAACCCCGAAGUGGCCCUAUCGUCGGUUGCAAAUGGUCAUGACGUGGCGUCUCAUGCGUACCGAUGGAUCGAUUACCACAACGUCUCGCGCGAGGAUGAAAAGGCGUACAUCAAGAAAGGGAUCGAGACCAUCCGUGAUAUUUGCGGAAAACCACCCUCGGGAUGGUACUACGGUCGCCUGUCCCCACGGUCCCGGGCCCUGAUCUGGGAUGUGUACAAGGAGAUGGGAAUCCCUCUGCUCUGGGAGUCGGACUCGUACGCGGACGAUGUCCCGUACUGGGUCGACGUCCCCGCCGAGGCCGACAGUCCCAAUCCCGAGGGAAUGCUCAUGAUCCCGUAUUCGUACGAUUGCAACGACUACAAGUUCACCACCCCGACCGGGUUCAGUGGGCCUAGCGACUUCUACGAACAUGUCAAGAAUGCGUUUGACGUGCUGUACGACGAGGCCAGCCAGGGGCUCGGUGGCAAGAUGAUGACCGUCGGGCUUCAUUGUCGCUGUAUCGGCAAGCCCGGUCGCAUGGGUGCCUUGAUCAAGUUCGUCGAAUAUGUGGCUGCAAAGGAGGGCGUCUGGGUGGCCACCCGAACGCAGAUCGCCGAGCAUUUCCGUGCGAAGUUUCCCUACCAGAAGGGACAACUGGCAGUGCCUGCUGCUCAGGAGAGGCAGCGUUGA
Capronia coronata CBS 617.96 is the source of this 1023-nucleotide messenger RNA. RefSeq lists its product as uncharacterized. Gene Ontology annotation, molecular function: hydrolase activity, acting on carbon-nitrogen (but not peptide) bonds. The transcript is spliced from 5 exons. Gene Ontology annotation, biological process: carbohydrate metabolic process. The record is from RefSeq and is a predicted model, not a curated record. Lineage: Eukaryota; Fungi; Ascomycota; Eurotiomycetes; Chaetothyriales; Herpotrichiellaceae. The coding region runs from base 1 to 1023 and encodes 340 amino acids.